AUGCAUUCUCAACAACGUCCAGGACAGAUGGGCCGACAUGCCUAUGGGACUGUACCUAGCGGGCACAUUCGUCGCCCAGGUCCACACUCCACUCAACAACAACAACCACACGGACCACGUGCGCCUCAGCCCGCUGCCCAAAAAAAGAGACGAUACGCUGAUAAAUGUAUUCAUCCCAAGAUACGAGAGUUGGAACCUGAUGCAGAAAACUACAUGGCUCUUCUUGUCUCUGAACAGAAAUUGGAUGCAACACUUUCGCGAAAAAGGCUGGAUAUUCAAGAGGCUCUGAAGCGUCCCGCCAAAAUCAGAAGACGUCUCCGAGUAUACAUCUCUCAUACUUUCAUCGAAGAAAAGCAACCAGACAGGGAGCAUGAUGCUGCUUCAUUGCCAAUGUGGGAACUUCGUGUUGAAGGACGUUUGCUUGAUGAUCAAAUAACCGCCCCGCCGGUUCCAGGACAGCGACAGCUCCCCAAGAAGAAGUUCAGUUCAUUCUUCAAAUCUCUAGUCAUUGAACUUGACAAGGAUAUGUACGGUCCGGAUCAACAUCUUGUCGAGUGGCAUCGUACACCUCAAACAAAUGAGACGGAUGGAUUCCAAGUAAAACGAGCCGGGGACCGCCCCGUGAAAUGCCGGAUUCUUCUUUUACUCGACAACAUACCCUUGAAAUUCAAACUUCAUCCGCGUCUUGCCAAAGUGCUUGGUAUUGCUGCAGAUACUAGACCAAAGAUUAUUGAGGCUCUUUGGCAUUACAUCAGAACGCAUGGUUUACAAGAUAAUCAAGACCACGACUAUAUCAAUUGUGAUGCAUUUCUGAAACAAUGUUUCGGUGUAAACCGAUUAAGAUUUAUGGAAGUUCCAAACAAAUUGCACCAUCUCCUUCAGCAAAUCGAUCCACUUGAGUUUAAUCACAUCAUUCAAAGACCCCGAGAUGGUCAAGAUCAGGUUUCGACUUGCUACGAUAUUGAAGUGGAAAUGGAAGAUCCAGUGAAACAAUAUAUGGCUGCUUUCGUUCAUAAUCCAUCAUUCGCAACUGAUAUUCAGAUGCUCGAUCAAAAGUGCUACGACAUCAUCGAACAGCUAAAUGAGCUGAAAACCCGUCGUGAUUUCUAUGCUAGAUUCUACACAGACCCAACUGGAUUCGUCAAAAAUUGGUUAAUGAGCCAGAGUUCAGAUCUGAAGAUGUUGAACGAUGUGAAUGGAGAUGUUGAAGCUGAAAGAUUCGCAGCAGCCUAUACAGGACCAUUAACUGAAGAAGGUGUACAACGUUACAUGUACCAAAAGGUGAACCAAAAACGACACGAGUUGGAGCAAAGCCUCGGAGUUCGUCCUAAUUGA
Molecule: messenger RNA, 1335 nt
Organism: Caenorhabditis remanei
Lineage: Eukaryota; Metazoa; Nematoda; Chromadorea; Rhabditida; Rhabditidae
Exons: 4
Coding region: 1-1335 (444 amino acids)
Biological process (GO): regulation of transcription by RNA polymerase II
Cellular component (GO): SWI/SNF complex; nucleus
Source: RefSeq, a predicted model, not a curated record